Ambispora leptoticha is the source of this 1570-nucleotide messenger RNA. Lineage: Eukaryota; Fungi; Glomeromycota; Glomeromycetes; Archaeosporales; Ambisporaceae. The record is from the annotation of a GenBank genome assembly.
AUGGCUAUCCAGAACAAGAGAGGUCAUACUCAGGCCGAGUUAAUGGUGAAAUGUUGCGCCGAGAUCGUUAAUGACUUGAUUUCAGCGCACGAAGCCGGUAAAGACGUCAAUUUAAAUGGUCUCAAAACAAAAUAUUCGCGAAAAAACAAGCUUGGGACACAACCCAAGCUUGUUGACAUAAUUGCAGCAAUACCUGAACAAUAUAAGCAACACCUUUUGCCAAAACUUAAGGCCAAACCAGUUCGGACGGCUUCGGGGAUUGCCGUUGUGGCUGUUAUGUGUAAACCGCAUCGUUGUCCACAUAUAGCAAUGACUGGUAAUGUUUGCGUAUAUUGUCCGGGUGGACCUGAUUCGGAUUUCGAGUAUUCGACACAAUCAUACACCGGUUAUGAACCUACGAGUAUGCGUGCUAUUCGUGCCAGGUAUAAUCCAUUGGAACAGGCACGAGGACGCGUCGAUCAAUUAAAGAGUUUAGGACAUAAUGUAGAUAAGGUUGAGUACAUUAUAAUGGGCGGGACUUUUAUGUCGCUACCAGAAGAUUAUCGAAAUUGGUUCAUUGCAAAUCUACAUAACGCCUUAUCUGGUCAUACUUCAGAAGAUGUAGAUGAAUCUGUGAGAUUUUCCGAGCAAAGUCAAACAAAAUGCAUUGGCAUCACUAUUGAGACGCGCCCAGAUUAUUGUCUGAAGCCACAUCUCAGCCAGAUGUUACGUUAUGGUUGUACCCGUCUUGAAAUAGGGGUGCAGAGUAUAUAUGAAGAUGUUGCUCGUGAUACGAAUCGUGGACAUACUGUCAAAGCGGUGACAGAGUCGUUUCAAUUAGCAAAGGAUGCAGGUUUUAAAGUAGUUGCUCAUAUGAUGCCUGAUCUUCCGAAUGAAUAUUUCGAAAAUCCUGCAUAUCGUACAGAUGGAUUGAAAAUAUAUCCUACUUUGGUUAUAAGAGGAACCGGUCUUUAUGAACUUUGGCGAACUGGACGAUAUAAAAAUUAUUCACCGAAUGCGCUUGUAGACCUUGUUGCUAGGAUUUUAGCCCUAGUACCACCAUGGACUCGUGUUUAUCGCGUGCAAAGGGAUAUUCCAAUGCCCUUGGUUACUUCUGGUGUUGAACACGGAAAUUUACGUGAACUUGCUUUAAACAGAAUGAAAGAUUUGGGUACUGAAUGCCGUGAUGUCAGAACAAGAGAAGUUGGAAUAGUAGAUAUUCACAAUAAAGUUGAAUUAAUUCGCCGUGAUUAUGUGGCAAAUGGUGGUUGGGAGACGUUCUUGUCAUAUGAGGAUCCGAAACAAGAUAUUCUUAUCGGAUUACUUCGCUUACGAAAAUGUUCGGAAGCCACCUUUCGUCCAGAACUUACUAAAGUACAAACUUCUAUUGUACGUGAAUUACAUGUUUAUGGUUCUGUGGUUCCUAUGCACAAUCGUGAUCCCACUAAAUUUCAACAUCAAGGUUAUGGCACUUUGUUAAUGGAGGAGGCCGAAAGAAUUGCUCGGGAAGAACAUGGAAGUGAAAAAAUCAGUGUGAUUAGCGGUGUUGGUGUAAGAAAUUAUUAUGUAAAAUUGGGAUAUGAAUCGGAUG